AUGAGCUUUGUGUACAAAGAUGUGAAAUACUUCACUCCGUUCUACAAGGAUGAAGAAUUCUGGGUGAAGCCGAAGUACUAUAGUGGAGGCACUCCAGCCACUUUGUUGGAUAUUUUGAGUGACAUGUUUCGAAGGCAGCUUCUCAGUAGCCGUGGAGGAGAAAUAACCGAGGCGUACUGGCGAUCAAUUAUUGAGCAAGAAAAGAGGGUUUCGGUACUCUUGAUCUUCAGUGACAAAACAUAUCGAAAGUACCCAGAACUGCAAAAGCCAUCAAAGAGUUUUACACCGCUUGACAAAGAUGACAAUGCAUCUUUCAAGACAGUCUCUCGUCCUGAUACCGUCGUACCAUCUGGACUUAUUGCCUGUUUUUGGCCAAAAUCCUUGACCAAUAAUGGAGAUGGUCACGAUGCAAGGCUUAAAGGAGUUCGACUGAAAAUCCGAAUAUCGCGGCAACACAUUCACCCGCGAAGCGUUGUUGUUCCAUAUCCUCCAAGCGUUAUUGUUGAAGACAAGAACAUCGUGGCGGUCAAUAAACCUUUUGGAAUUCCGUCAAUGGGCGAAAGGAAUGACUUGGGAUCCAAUGAAUGGAACUCUAUCUUGACUUGGUGCCGCCUACCGUCCGACAAAGAAAACCCCAGAGAAGGGAAGUACUGCGAUCUUAUCAAUCGGCUUGAUCUUGAUGUCAGCGGGCUUGUUCUGCUCGGAAAAUCUGGUACAUACAGGAAGAAGCGAGGAUUUGUGGGUGCUAACGGAGUGGGCUCAAGGAAAACUGUGAAAGUCUACCUUGGCAUCAUUCCAAGACAAGAUUUUUCCAUUCGAAUAAUGACGCCACGUCUCGCUUUCAACACGAAAACGUCAAGGGCGUUUGUAAAGAAAGAAAGGUGCAAAAGAGAUGACGGUAAUGAUAAUUUGGUUUGCAAGACCAGUAUCUACCCUUUGAUGAAUAUCAAAGAUGGUCGCUAUAGUCUCGUUGCUAUAUCACUUGAAAAGUCUGGACAAAGACAUCAAAUCCGCUUCCAUCUAUCAUUGAUUGGCGCGACAAUAGCUAAUGAUGAUCUUUACCUGGAUAUUGCUAGAAAUGACAAAUUGUACCAAAGAACUGGAGUUCGACCGCCAAACGUUUCCAAUGAUGAUUCACAGAAUAUCACACAAAUUCCAGUUGACACAACUCUUCAAUCAUCCAUUCACACUGAAAGAAUCAGCGAGGGUGAACAUCAAGCUUUCCUGAGAGAAUAUGUGUUCAUCAACGGAGUUUCCGGUUUUAAGGAAUCGAAUGCGAGCAACAAGGAUUGCCGAUAUCCUCUCAUUCAACGAGCACUUUAUCCUGGUACCGACAGUACGUUUGCUGGUUUGCUGCAGGAAAAUUUCGAAAUUUGUGCACAUUGCGGCAAAUGCCAGAAAUUACUUAGCCAAGCAAAUAAACAUUCCAAUAAUGCAGGGAAAGAAGAGCAACCUAUCCGACUUGCACAUGGGAUCUUCCUUCAUUCUUGGCGGUAUUUUCAUCCAACGAAUGAGCACGCACUACUAGAGGCACCUCUGCCUGGGGAAGGAAUAAAAUUGGGUGAAGGAGAAGUCAAAGUAGAAGGGAGGGGCAAUCUCUGGUGGCCUAUUCAGAUCAGGAGUACGUAG
Molecule: messenger RNA, 1629 nt
Organism: Cylindrotheca closterium
Lineage: Eukaryota; Bacillariophyta; Bacillariophyceae; Bacillariales; Bacillariaceae
Source: the annotation of a GenBank genome assembly